Molecule: messenger RNA, 2817 nt
Organism: Trypanosoma theileri
Lineage: Eukaryota; Euglenozoa; Kinetoplastea; Trypanosomatida; Trypanosomatidae
Product: kinesin
Exons: 1
Coding region: 1-2817 (938 amino acids)
Biological process (GO): microtubule-based movement
Molecular function (GO): microtubule binding; microtubule motor activity; ATP binding
Source: RefSeq, a predicted model, not a curated record
AUGGCUGGGAUUACUGGAGAUAAGCGUAGCUCUAUUGAUGUACUCAUUCGAGUACGACCCAUGCGGGCAGAACUGAAUGAGGUAAAAUGUGCGUGGGAUAUCGGUACAAAUACCCUGCGGGAAAAGAGUAAUCCUGAUAGUCUUUUCACUUUUGAUCAUGUAUACAAUAUUGAUGCGACCACACGGGAAUUGUAUGAACGCAGUGUACGCAGAGGAAUAGUAGCCAAUGUCGCUAAAGGCUAUAAUGGUACAGUAUUUGCUUAUGGUCAAACUGGUAGUGGUAAGACUUAUACCAUGUUAGGUGAAGAUGGUAUGGAUGUUGGCGGUAAUCAUAAUAAUAGUAAUAGUAAUAAUUAUAAUAAUAAUAGUAAUAGUAGUUAUCGUAAUCACCACUCAGAGGGACUUGUUGCCAUGACGGUUCGUGAUCUUUUCACAGAUCUUGAAGGAGAACUACGGAAAGAUCCAUCUAUGCAAAUAUCUGUAUUUGUAAGUAUGGUUGAGAUAUAUAAUGAGCAACUACGGGAUUUAUUAUUAGCAUCAGGAGCCCCUACAUUACCCUUAUCUAUACGUGAGAAUGAGUAUGGUGUAUAUGUACAUAAUGCUGUAAGGCGUCAAGUAUCGAGUGCUCAGGAAUGUACACAAGUUAUUCAUACACAAGCAGCAGCACGUGUCUCUGCUAAUACUUCAAUGAAUGAACAUUCAAGUAGAUCCCAUUGUGUUAUUCGUAUUCUUGUAGAAAAGACUAUUCUUAUAGAUGAUAGUAGUGAUGUCUCUUCCUAUAGUGAUGAUACAGAUGCUGAAAAUAGUGAUUGUUUAAAAAAAAAAAUUGUUUCCACACUUAAUCUUGUGGACCUUGCUGGAUCUGAAAGAGUUGCGAAAUCUGGAUUAACGGGUAUGCGAAGAGUGGAGGGUGGACAUAUUAACAAAUCUCUUACUAUCCUCACUACUGUGAUUAGUCGAUUAUCUGAGAAUAGUAACUAUAUGAGUGGAAAUAAUACAAAUACCACUAAUACUAUUGGGAGUGCUGGAACUGUAAGUGUACCGGCCUUUGUUCCUUAUCGAGAUUCUCGACUCACACAUCUUCUUAAAACCGCUAUUGGAGGGAAUUCACUCACAGCUGUUUUUUGUUGUAUCACUCCCGCUAUUCAACAUGUGGAUGAAUCUCGCAGUACACUACAGUUUGCGGCCCGAGUGAAAUCUAUAAAGAAUAAAGUUUCUGUAAACGAAGUCGCAGAUCCAAGGACGAGACUUCGGGAAAUGGAAUUAUCUUUACGCCGGUAUAAACGUAUGAUGGUAGCUACUACACUUUAUUUAUGGAGUAAGAAUGUUCGAAUUAAAAAUAUGCAAGAGAAAAUAGAUGAAUUGAUACUUCACUUACAAGGGAAAUCUGAAGUGGACUCUGAACUUCUUAAUAGUUAUAAUAAUAAUAAUAAUAAUAAUAAUAAUAAUAAUAAUAAUAAUAAUAAUAAUAAUAACAAUAAUAAUGGUUUUGUUCCUCCUGGUAAAACAGUACGAUCAUCAUUAAAUGAACAACAACGUAUCAUCAUUGAACGGCUUACAGAACAGAAUGAGAUGCUGCAAGAAGAACUUGUGAAUACUAAAUCCGCACUAGAACGUAAAAGUGGAAUGAUGGAAAAUAAUAAUAACUACAUGGAUCUUAAUAUCAAUACAGGAGCCGCAGCCGCAGCCGCAGCUAUUGGAGUGGCGGAUGAUCAUGAGAAACAACAACUUCGUAGUGAACUUCGUGAAUUAGAACAAAUGUUAAAAGAAGCCGUAGAUGAGAAAAAUGCUAUUCAACAGUCUAUGGAUGAAUUGGAUAGUUUCUGUAAAGAGUUGGAGGAUGAAAAUUCAGCACAGGCCUCUACGGUAAAAACAUUAAAAGAAAAAUGCAAGGAACUACAAACACUUAUAGAUGCAAAAGGAGAUGCUGAGAGUAGUGCCAAUGCGGAAGUAAAUUUAUUGAAAGAACAACUUUCCAAAACACAACAGAAACUAUUAGAAAAAAGUCGUGGAGAUGAUUAUUUACAGCAAUUAACAAAACUACAUAUUGAACAUCAAGAACUUCAGUUCAAAUAUCAUCAACUACAAGAAAAACAUAAUCGUGAGAUGGAGGAACAACACACCAAAGUGGAAGAUUUACAAACAAAAAUAGAAGAAUUGGAAGAUGAAGUAACGGAAAUGCGGGAUAUAAAUAAACUACAAAAUUCAUAUCUUUGGCGAUUAAUAAGUGUGGCUUCUGUGGUCUCACGGGGAAAGGCAGCAGAUCCAGAAGAGACUACCGCUACCGUUCGUGGUUCUCAAGUAGAUGCGGCGGUGAAUACACUCACAGCAGUGGUGUUAUCAUCAUUGGAAAAACCCCCGGCGGUGUUGGAUUCCGUCAAGAGAUCUCAACAACGAGAAGAAGAAGAAGAAUCACCAGAACAGGGAAAUAAUACAAAAAUGACUGAAAGCAAAGAUAAUAAUAAUAAUAAUAAUAAUAAUAAUAAUAGUGAUGGUGAUAAUGCCAAUCUUCAAAGACGUAUUGAAGAAUUACAGCGACAGCUUAUUACAAGAGAUGCACAACGUGAUGUUAUCGUAGAUAGUAAAUUAAAACGCAUGCAAAAUCUUGUACUGCGUCUUCAUACCACAAAUGCGGCACUUGUAGAAGAAAUGCGAAAUUCUUUUUCACUUAAUGAGGAACUCUUUCGCAUUGUGGAUAAGCAUCCAAAGUUAUCUUCAAAGGUUGUCAAGGCUGGACUUAUACCAACAUCACUUAAAGCCGCACUUGAACGGGCUACAUUAGCCAGAAUUCCCACAAAACCAUAUGGACACAACUAA